AUGAAUUCGCGUCACGACCGUAUAUGCACUCUGCCACCACCGCCCGUGUUCCUCGACCUGGCGCCCACCGCCAGCUUCUGGCAGCGCGUGCUGUUCAGGGCGCGCUGGACGGCGCUCCCCUGGGAGGGCCACCACGGCAGCGCCGAGCUCAUCCGCAGCAGGAGGAACCUGCUGUUGGAGCGCAGGCGGCAGCUGUCAGGGCACUGGAUGCUCUGCCACCCGUACAGCAUCCUGAAGUUCGGCUGGGACUGCUUCUACUCCGCCCUGACGUUCGUCGUGUUCAUCUACAUGCCCUUUCAGGUGUUCUUGAAUUGCCCCCCGCCGGACGACGCAUUCGUGCUGCUCUGCGACGCGGUCGCAUUCCUCGACAUCGGCGCCACCUUCCUCACUGGUUACACGGACGAGGAGAGCAAGCGGGUGGUAUUACAGCCUAGGGCCAUCGCGAGGAGGUAUCUCAGGGGCGGUUUCGCUACCGACUUAGUGGCGGCCCUACCGCUGCAGCUCUACAGCGAGUUCGACAAGUGCACCUUCCCCACUCACACCGCGAUGUAUCUGUUCAAGCUGCCGCGACUCCGCCCGAUGCAACAGAAGUGGGUCAACCUGCGCAAGCAGCUCGACCUCUCCUAUAUAGCGACCGCGCUCUUAACCGUGUUCUUCAGGACUGUCCUCUUCUUCCAUUGGAUGACGUACAUCCACUACCAGGUGCCUUUGCUCUGCUUGGGCAUGCACGACACGGACACGGAGUGGAUGAAGCGCUUCAGGAGCGUGUGGCUGCCGUACGAGUCGGUGCUGAGGAAGUACACGGCGAACUUGUACCUGACGUGCGGUCUCUGCAUCGGCGCGGGCUAUUACACGCCCGUCACCGUGAACAUCGUACCAGAGUUGCUGCUGACGUCAUUCAUGGGAAUAGUCGGUCUGUUCUUCUUCGUCUACUGCUUCACGACGCUGCUGCGGCUGGUGAUAUACAUGCAGCAGGAGGCGUUCCGCUACCACGGCAGGCUCAAGGAGCUGACGGAGUACAUGUCGCUGAAGCGGCUGCCAGGACCGCUUAGAAGGAAGAUCCUUCUCUUCCUCGACCACGAGUUCAGCGCGGGCUACUUCAACGAGCGCCACAUUAUGAACACGAUAAACGAGCGGAUCAAGCAGGACAUCAACAUGCAUUGCUGCAAACGGCUCGUCGACAAGGUGCCGAUGUUCGGCGGAAUGCCGAUCGCCCUAACGAACACCAUCAUAUUCGGGCUCAUCGAGUACUGUAUAUGCCGGGAGAGG
Iphiclides podalirius (scarce swallowtail) is the source of this 1269-nucleotide messenger RNA. Lineage: Eukaryota; Metazoa; Arthropoda; Insecta; Lepidoptera; Papilionidae. The record is from the annotation of a GenBank genome assembly.